Molecule: messenger RNA, 340 nt
Organism: Dipodomys ordii (Ord's kangaroo rat)
Lineage: Eukaryota; Metazoa; Chordata; Mammalia; Rodentia; Heteromyidae
Product: primary amine oxidase, liver isozyme-like
Exons: 2
Biological process (GO): response to antibiotic; amine metabolic process
Cellular component (GO): plasma membrane; Golgi apparatus; early endosome
Molecular function (GO): copper ion binding; quinone binding; primary methylamine oxidase activity
Source: RefSeq, a predicted model, not a curated record
AUGCUCAACUAUGACUAUGUGUGGGAUAUGAUCUUCCAUCCCAAUGGGGCCAUAGAAGUCAAGGUCCACACCACGGGCUACAUCAGCUCAGUGUUCCUCUUCGGUGAUGCCCUAAAGUAUGGAAACCGAGUUGGGGAGCACACGCUGGGCACAGUUCACACCCACAGUGUUCACUUCAAGGUGGAUCUGGAUGUGGCAGGACUAGAGAACUGGGUCUGGGCAGAGGACAUGGCCUUUGUCCCUACAGCAGUGCCCUGGAAUCCUGAAUAUCAGAUACAGAGGCUGCAGGUGACCCGGAAGCUGCUGGAGACAGAGGAACAGGCUGCUUUCCCCAUGGGAG